AUGGGCCGCUCAUCUAUCCAUCCGUCGCAGAGGCGGUUUUCUUGCGAGCUCUGCAGGAAACACAAGUCGAGAUGUCAGCGCAUACAACGAUAUGACCUUAAAUGUGCACGUUGUACGAUACUUGGGGCAGAGUGUAUUAGAGGACAACAGAAGAAAGUCGGGAGACCAAAGCAAACGGCGGCUUCCGCCCAUGAUGCUUCCAAAGUCCCGGGUUUCAAGUCAAGAUCAACCGUCAAAGUGUCUCGAAGCAAAACAUUCGACCAGCAGAGCCAGCAGAGCCAAUUUAACUCUCCUGGAAGAUCUGGAGAGUCUCCUUCGUUCCCGGGUAUCCAUGACCAGGUAGGAUGGAGCAGCACAACCUCCCCAGCGGCGGCGCCAGUACUAGCACCAUCUAGGGUAACGGCGUCGUACGAUGCAUCUGUCCCGACGCCAACCAUUGGAAUGAGUUCAUUUUGCCAGGGCUUGCUUUCUCCGAAUACUACCAAUGCUUCUCAUGACGACUAUCCCUUGUUGUGCUUCGGCUCGGCCGCCUUCGACUCCACAGCCGUAGAUGCUCUCUCGCUCGUUAGGGUCGUCAAUAGCGUCAAUUGCACCCCGACUACCCUGAUAGUACCGGGACAAGAACGUCCAGUGGGUGGUAUAGAAAUCUCAGACGCCAUAGCCAAGCUUUCCAAGAUCAACCUCGACUUACACAUUCGCAUGGCGGCUAUCGAAAAGAACAGGAUGAUCGUAGACUUAAAUAGCCUCAUCUAUCGGGAAAGCCCGUUGUUUAUAGAAAACGAUACGGUGGCCGUAUUCAUGCUCAAGACAUCACAAGACUUUGUCCUGAUACUGACGCGGCUCCUCAACAGUCGGCAUUGUCUUCCAGAGCCGGUGCCGCCACGAUUGCAAUCCUACCAGUAUAACUACCACAAUUCGACCCCAGCAUCUUCUUUGCCCUACCCCUCCGUCGCCUCGCAACCUUUGUUAACUCCGCUCGCCUUAGCCAUCACAAGCAUCUUCACGCAGCUCAUCUCCCUCUGCGAGUUGUUUCUUGAGCACCUCACUACACGCAUCGAACGACUCUCUACCAACCCCAUCGCACCUAUCCCAGGCAUUACAUUUGGAGGGUCGCCUCUGGCGGAACCAUGUAUGCAGGGCAUGCUCUUCUCGAACGGCGUUGUUCAUCUCCUGGAGACAAUGGAGCGGGUUCUAGGCAUCAGUGAGCCUGGGAGCAGUAAAGUGGGUUUGCUAUCGGCCAGACAGAUUGAGGUACUUUGGAGUGAGUUAGAUGGACGAGUUGGUGUCACUCGUGAUCAUGGCACUAUGCGGCCUGCUCAUGUGAAGAACCUGCUUCAAAGAAUAGCCACUGUACUUAGCCGUCUCUCUAUGUCAAAUAAAUGA
This is a messenger RNA of Talaromyces proteolyticus, 1383 nucleotides long. RefSeq names its product C6 zinc finger domain protein. The record is from RefSeq and is a predicted model, not a curated record. Gene Ontology annotation, molecular function: zinc ion binding; DNA-binding transcription factor activity, RNA polymerase II-specific. Lineage: Eukaryota; Fungi; Ascomycota; Eurotiomycetes; Eurotiales; Trichocomaceae. Gene Ontology annotation, biological process: regulation of DNA-templated transcription. Bases 1 to 1383 code for a protein of 460 amino acids. The transcript has a single exon.